UCCAGCCUCCCUUCAUCACCUCCGCCACCACCUCAGUCUGCAGUCUCCCUCUCUCCCUCCUCUCACCCCAUUCUGUCCCCCCUGGAAGAGGACAACAUCCUACCCCAGACCACCCUAGUUCCAACUAGACUACAAUCCAACAUCCUACCCCAGACCACCCUAGUUCCAACAAGACUACAAUCCAACAUCCUUCCACUCCACCUCUUCCCAAACAGACGAGGGGGAGAGAGGAGCUUCGCCCCCCCUCAUCCCCUCCCCCUCCCAACAUGCAGCCUCAGGGCCUGUAUGUAAGAGCCAUGGUACAGCCCAUCCCUAGAUUGAAAUCUUGAACCACUCCAGUUGUACUUUACUGAGUAAUGAAGUGAAGCUAAAUGUUCUGAUGUGAAACUGGGCUGGACCAGCACUGAACGGACAGGAGAGAACAGGAUGUGACCUCAGCAUCAGCCCACCUCACUUCCUGUUCAUCUCAACUAAUAGGAAGACUGGAUCACAGGCCUCAAAUUCCACAAUCACUCAAUCAAACUUUAUUUAUAAAAGCCUUUUUACAGCAACAUUUCUCACAAAGUGCUUUACGGUAGUCACCUUAGUAAACCUAUUUCUGACUUCCAGAGAGCAGGCAGCGGCACAGUGUCAAGGGAAAAUCUCCUUACAAGUGGAGAUGUGUUAGCUAACCUCUGACCUCUGACCUGUGUCUGGGCUUGGCUGCUUGUUGGAUCCAGGCUGUAGUAUUGAAUCUAGUGGCUUCUACUGACCGUAGCUAGGGCGUCAGCUUCUAGAAUGUUCUAUUAGGUUCUAGUACGUUCUAAUAGGAUCUAGUAUGUUCUGUUAUGUUCUAUUAGAUUAUAAUAUGUUCUCUUAGGUUCUAGAAUGCUCUAUUAGGUUCUAGUAUGUUCUAGUAGGUUCUAGUAGGCUCUACCAGGCUGUCUCUGGCCCUGUGCUGUGGCCUCCUGGCCUGUGGCCCUCCUCUCUGGCUCUAGCUUUGGGCGAGGCCCACGGUUCUCCCCCCUACCCUGCUCAACCUCCACCAUUCGCCCCUCCCUCGCCACGGCUGUCCUUCCCCCCCCCGCCCCCGCCCCCACCCUUCCUCCCCCUCCCAUCACCACCACUCCCCCAUCAUCACCAUCACCCCCACCCCUCUCAACCCCCAUCUCACCUCCCAUCUCACCCCCAAUCCCCUCCUCCCUCCUCCCCUGUGGUCACCAUGACGACCACUCCCACUGCUCGUGAGCAUCUCCUAGUGGUGAGGAGGCGCAACCCACACAUGCGUUAUACUCUCAGCCCUGAAAACCUGCGCUCCCUCUCAGCCCAGGGCGGUGAUGGCAUUGGCCCUAGGGGUCACGGCGGGGAAAGGUCAGCUGGUGAACGGUCAGGGGUCGGAGGUCAUGGAGAGGGUCAUGGUGGCGGGCUACAAAGGGCCAAUAGCGACACGGACCUGGUGACCUCGGAGAGCAGGUCAUCGCUGACUGCGUCGACAUACGAGUUCACGAUGGGGCGAGGCCAAAACCUGGUCAUCAACUGGGACAUCAAGGAGGAAGUGGACGCCACGGACUGGAUCGGACUCUACCACAUCGACGAGACGUGUCCUGCCAACGUGUGGGACUCUAAGAACCGCGGGGUGAACGGCACCCAGAGAGGACAGAUCGUCUGGAGGCUGGAGCCUGGACCUUACUUCAUGGAGUCUGAGACUAAGAUCUGCUUUAAGUACUAUCAUGGAGUGAGUGGAGGCCUGAGAGCAACAACCCCCUGCAUCACCGUCAACAACCCAGGACUUCCUGUUAGAGCCGAGGGUCAAGCUGAGGGCCAAUCAGUGACAGAGAACUGUCGGAAACUCGUCAGCUUCACUUUAUCAG
This is a messenger RNA of Oncorhynchus gorbuscha (pink salmon), 1850 nucleotides long. Its product is annotated as E3 ubiquitin-protein ligase HECW2-like. The record is from RefSeq and is a predicted model, not a curated record. Lineage: Eukaryota; Metazoa; Chordata; Actinopteri; Salmoniformes; Salmonidae.